CUCGGGCCGCGCCGCCCCUCUCGCCCGCCCCUCCUCCUCCCUUUCCCACCCCUCGGAGUGGAGCUGCACAUGCGGCUGCUCCCUGUUCUGUCCCGCCCAGCCACCGUCGCCCAGGAACGGGUCCCUGCAGCCCCCAGCCGAUGGCAGGACAGUAGUCGCCUGUCAGGGGUCGUGAAGGACUGAGGCAGAGGCAGAGGCUCCCGGGCCUCAGAUAGUGGUUGUCUCUGGAGGCCAUGGGCUACCCCGAGGUAGAGCGCAGGGAACCCCUGCCUGCGGCAGCGCCAAGGGAGCGGGGCAGCCAGGGCUGCGGCUGUCGCGGGGCCCCUGCUCGGGCGGGCGAAGGGAACAGCUGCCGGCUCUUCCUGGGUUUCUUUGGCCUCUCGCUGGCCCUCCACCUGCUGACGCUGUGCUGCUACCUAGAGUUGCGGUCCGAAUUGCGGCGGGAACGGGGAACCGAGUCCCGCCUCGGUGGCCCGGGUGCUCCUGGCACCUCUGGCACCUUAAGCAGCCCUGGGAGCCUCGACCCUGUGGGUCCCAUCACCCGCCACCUCGGGCAGCCGUCCUUUCAACAGCAGCCCUUGGAACCGGGUGAAGAUCCACUCCCCCCUGACUCCCAGGACCGGCACCAGAUGGCCCUUCUGAAUUUCUUCUUUCCUGAUGAAAAGGCAUAUUCUGAAGAGGAAAGUAGGCGUGUUCGCCGCAAUAAGAGAAGCAAAAGUAGUGAAGGAGCAGAUGGACCUGUUAAAAACAAGAAAAAGGGAAAGAAGGCAGGGCCACCUGGGCCCAAUGGCCCCCCAGGACCUCCAGGACCUCCAGGACCCCAGGGACCUCCAGGGAUUCCAGGAAUUCCUGGGAUUCCAGGAACAACUGUUAUGGGACCACCUGGCCCUCCUGGCCCUCCUGGUCCUCAAGGACCCCCUGGCCUCCAAGGACCUUCUGGUGCUGCUGAUAAAACUGGAACUCGGGAAAACCAGCCUGCUGUGGUGCAUCUGCAGGGCCAAGGGUCAGCAAUUCAAGUCAAAAAUGAUCUUUCAGGUGGAGUGCUCAAUGACUGGUCUCGCAUCACUAUGAACCCCAAGGUGUUUAAGCUACAUCCCCGCAGCGGGGAGCUGGAGGUACUGGUGGACGGCACCUACUUCAUCUAUAGUCAGGUAGAAGUGUACUACAUCAACUUCACUGACUUUGCCAGCUACGAGGUGGUGGUGGAUGAGAAGCCCUUCCUGCAGUGCACCCGCAGCAUCGAGACAGGAAAGACCAACUACAACACUUGCUAUACUGCAGGCGUGUGCCUCCUCAAGGCCAGGCAGAAAAUUGCCGUGAAGAUGGUCCAUGCUGACAUCUCUAUCAAUAUGAGCAAGCACACCACGUUCUUUGGUGCCAUCAGGCUGGGCGAAGCCCCUGCAUCCUAGAUUCUCCCAUUCCACCCUGGCCCAUGCCCCUGCCCCAGGUUUGGGAGCCAGGACUCCCAGAACCUCUAAGUGCUGCUGUGUGUGGAAUGAGGUAUAUUGGCGUUGCAGCCACAGAGAGAAAUGCCCCGUGCUAUUUAUUCCCCAGUGACUCCAGGAUGACAAGGCCUAGAUGACUUCCCAGAAUGACCUUGAGUUGCCAGGACAGUUGAUGGAGCCGCCAAGGUUUUCAAGAAGCAGAACCUUCUUAGGCUCCCUGCUGACUGGCUUAUGGUGACUCCUCAAUCCCUAGGUCCCUCAUCAGAUGUAUCAUUUGUUGCACUAAAAUGAGGAUGCAAGACAGUAGGCCACAAAAAGCAAAAGUGCACUCCAGAUUCUAGGGGUGAUGGGGGGCUGCUUCACUCCUGGCUGGGGGUGGCAUUAAGUUGCAACUUAAGGAGAGGGUCAGGUCAGAAGAAGGCAAGUCCUUGUGGCAAAGACCUGGGCUAUAACCUGCCAAGUAUCUAUCCUUGGCAGAAGAGGCAUUCUUGCUGCAUUGCACUAUAACCUACUAGAGGAUCAAAGAAAACUUCCCACUCAGGCUGAGAGAUGUACUGUGGCAGCUUGCUGGACUCCAGAGCUGGAAACUUUGCUUUGCCUUGGAAUCAUUGCAGGAAUGGCCACAAGCCUGCCUAUGUAAGAAGCCAAAUCUAUAUUCAGGGCCAUGCAUGUUUCACUGUGUUUACAGCUAUGUUCUGCUCUCAGAAAACUACCUGGAGUCUUUCCACCUGUCACCCUCCCCAGACUGACUAGAAAUUGUAUCUUCUUUCUCCACAGUGCCUACCUCUGAUUGAGACAGGUGCUUCACGGUGUAUUCUUUAACUUACCUGAACACAAAGAAUUUUCCAUUGAUUAGGCAAUACAAUUAUUAUUCAUCUAAUUCUAAUCAAAGUGUGUCCGGGAACAGAUGGUUAAACUGGAUAACCUCCAAAAAUCCCUUAGAGUUUGAGUACAGGUGUCGCUCAACAGUUGCCUGCCACAGUAGAUGUCAGAAUUCCCAAACCCUAGACUCCCUUGGCCAUCAGCAAAGCAUGGCUUUUCUAACUUUCCCAGAGAGGGGGAAAAAGUGGGGUUAGGACAGGAAAUGUUGUCCAUGUUUGUUAAAACCCAAGAUCUUAUCUGAAAGAACAGCACGUGAUGGCCCACGAGCCCAGUCUCUCUGUGCCACUCUCCUAGAGCCAGGCUCAAGAGAAACCAUCUGUCUGGCUAUUGGGCAGGGCUAUGACACCUACUUCAGAUCCAAAGGCACCACCACCAGUUUUCCUGCAUGGUCAUAUGCUAGAUUCAUGAGCCUUCUUUCUAGUUGCCUGGCUUUAGGGUACCAGGCAUAGCCCAAAGCUGGAAGGAUCAACCUUCUCUAGCCUGUUUCUCUUGCUCCUGAAGUGUAUUUCUUUUAGAAGAGAUGGGGAAUACAUCCCUGAAAUUCAUCAAGAAUAUCAGGUACUGAUUUUUCAGCUGUCCCUCCAUUUCCAAUUUGCCACAUUCGUUGGUUCUUCAAGGGUCAGGACAAGAAGUGGUAGGCCAAGGCACCUUUAUCUAAUGCUACUGACAGCCUUACAACCAGAAAUGAGGUCAAUUUUAGACAUGCAUCUGACCCUGGAGGCCUUGAACAAUCAGCAGUGGUAGCAUGAACUAACAGACACUCUUCUUAAUGUUUGAAGGUUGCUUCCUCUUAAUUUCCUUUGAAGAAGAUGGGGCAGAGAAUUAUCACAGUUCCCAUUGUAUAGGUAAGGCUAGAAGAGAAAGUGAAUUCACUAAGCACUCACCCAUAAGUCACACAGACCUUAGGUUUUAGUGAGGUCUGACUCCCAAGCUAGUCUUUUACCACACAGAGCACUGUGUAGAGAGAAAAAUUGAAAGUGAUCACUUGGAACUGACAUCAUUGUGGAGUCCUAGGGAGAAACCUAGCAAUGCUCAGUUUUCAUUGCUAUGGUGCUGCCUAUUCUCUUGGCUGCCAUCGGCUCUGUGGAAGAAGUCUUGGGUUUCUAACCCUGAGUUGAGCUCUGGGACCCAUAGAACUGGUAGCCUUCAUGACCUUUCACCCAUCUGAUAAAAGCAGCAGCCAUCACACAAGGAGCUGCUAUGUGGGGCAAGGUCAUCUGUCUUCCAUUCCUGACCCUAGAUACUAGUUCUGGGAGCCAGUCUACUUCCUGGGGUUAAGUGUGACCCCUUCUCUCCUCCUGACAUAUUACAAAGACCUUGAUGUUGCCAGAACAUCUUCCUCAUGUUGAUGAUGUUGAGGGGUUGCCCUCUCAAGAAUGGAGGUAAAACCUAAGAGGACCAUUCUAAAGCCAGAUGGCUGUGGGGAAAUAGAGGAAGUUGCCUAACUGUGCCCCUGCAGGACAUGCCAACCCCAUCAUAUGCUCUGUGCAUGGAGAUCAUAGGAGAAGCAGACUUCUCUACUCUUUCUUCAUUCUGAACCCUCUCAAGGAGCCCCAGAUGAAGAGGGCUGGGGGAAGGAAAUAGAGAGUGGGGAGCCUGCUAUGCUAUGGUCCUUGGCAAAGUAAUGAAGCAUUUACUGAUAGGAGAAUAGGGAUAUAGAUUUACAGUUUGGAAUUGUUGUGGUAUAAAGUUAUCCCAAGGUUAGCAUAGAGAAGAGGAUGGGGACAUGUUUGUGUAAGCAGGUGAUGUGUUAGAAGAAAAAUUGCAUGGCAGGAGCCUCUACCAGCUGCUUGAGCUUCAAAAGCCAAGCUGGCACAAAAUUGUACCUGCUGGAUGUUUUUUGGCUACUGGUUCCCUGGAAGAUGUAUCAUUUGCCUUACUUGCCUCUUUAUCCAUCCUGAGCCUAAUCUCUGCAGCUUAAUAAGAAAAGGCUAAGGACCCUAGAGACAAACAAGGGCUUUGGUCCUCAUGUGAGUGCUUGCAUUUUAUGUGUCUUCUAGUGGAUGCAAACAGAUAUAGAGAAAUCUUUGACCUAGAAAGGCUUUUAGAGGGAAUGCAGCCCAACCUACAUCCCAUCCUGUUACUCAUAUGCAAUUGAUGUCCAGACAGGGAAACUGGCCCACCUAGGACAGUGUGCAGGCAGGCCCCCACCUCCAGAUUCAGCAGUAGAAGGAGGCAGAGCAGCCUGUCCCAUGGGGCCUCCUCUUUCAUACACCACAGACUCAACGCUAGAAGUGUUUAUCUCCCUUCGGGAGCCUGUCUAGGCAGGGAGUGUGGCUACAGUCUCCAUCAAAGCUUGCCUCCCCACACAUAGUCCCCCAAGAUAUUUGCACACCUCCUGCCUCUGCACGAGAAGCUCUAGGCUCUGAUCCAGACAGUUUUUAGGCCUCCCUAGUGUGGCCUGAGGUCCCACCCUUGCCUAGGCUCUCCCUGGGCCAUGCCUACUACAGAACAUGAUUUGUUUUCUUAAUUCAUUUCAGGGCUCUCUCCAGGAGAGGGUGAGGUGUGUCAUUUCUUUAUUCAGAAAGCUUCCAGCUGAUGAGGAUAAGGGGAGAAUGGCCUGAAGCAGGCCCAAUGCUGCUUUGGGGAAUCAGCAUCCUGUGUGAGAUACUGUGUAUAUAAACUAUAUAUAUAAUGUAUAUAAACAGGGUUGUAAGUUUGUGUAAAUUAAUGGUUUAUUCUUUGCAAAUAAAGUGCUCCCCUUACCAUCCUUGAAA
Molecule: messenger RNA, 5044 nt
Organism: Grammomys surdaster
Lineage: Eukaryota; Metazoa; Chordata; Mammalia; Rodentia; Muridae
Gene: Eda
Product: ectodysplasin A
Exons: 8
Coding region: 234-1409 (391 amino acids)
Biological process (GO): animal organ development; immune response
Cellular component (GO): membrane
Molecular function (GO): death receptor agonist activity; tumor necrosis factor receptor binding; death receptor binding
Source: RefSeq, a predicted model, not a curated record